This is a messenger RNA of Cannabis sativa, 1305 nucleotides long. RefSeq names its product F-box protein SKIP28. The record is from RefSeq and is a predicted model, not a curated record. Bases 239 to 1189 code for a protein of 316 amino acids. Lineage: Eukaryota; Viridiplantae; Streptophyta; Magnoliopsida; Rosales; Cannabaceae. The transcript is spliced from 2 exons. Gene Ontology annotation, cellular component: cytoplasm. Gene Ontology annotation, molecular function: protein binding.
AUAAUAAUUUCAUUACAACUUCGCUCUGUCAAACCAAACAUGCUCUAAUUGCUUUUGUUGUUUUGUUAGUUUACAAUAAAGAAAAAUAAAUAAUAAUAAUAAUAUAACAUAAAUAUUUUGUAUUUCCAUGGACAGUGUUUUGCCAAGUAGAGUUUGGGUAGCUUGCAAAUUAAGAAAACAAAUUAAAUUAUAUACACAUAUAAACCCAUGACUCACUCUCUUUCUUUCUACAAAUUCAAUGGAGAUUUUCCAAACUAGUGAAGGAGAGCCAGAACCUGGGCUUGGGCCUGGGCCUGGGCCUCCCCACGAAGCUCUGUUCCUGGCCUUAGCUUAUCUUCCGGUGUUAGAGCUUUUAGCAAUGAGUGAAGUCUGCGUUUCGCUAAGGGAUUGUGUCAAAAACGACGACGUUCUUCCGUGGCUAAACGUCGUCGUUGAAAGGCCUCUAAACCGUCGAUUGUCUGAUCAGAAUUUGAUGCGAAUAGCUUCCAUGAGCAGAGGUAGGUUGAACACUCUGGCUCUCAUCAACUGCUCUCGGAUUACCGAUUAUGCCCUUCACUCUCUGGUUCAACAAAAUCCUCUUAUCCAAAAGCUUUUCAUACCGGGAUGUACAGCGUUGUCGGCCGAGGGAGUCGUCCGAGCUGUAAAGACAUUAUCUCAACAAGGCCACACCUUGAAAAACCUAUGGAUAAACGGUAUUAACGACAUUCAAAAACACCAUCUCGAAACACUCUCUUCGUGUCUUCAACAUAACCCGAAAGAGCAGCAAAAGCCACAGCGGCCUCUCCUUCUAUUUCACGAGUACAAAAACUUCUCAACAAUCAGGCAUUAUUACAAAGACCAGCCAACUAUAGACAUCGAAAUCUGCCCACGAUGCAAAGAGCUGAGACCGGUCUUUGACUGUGCAAGUAAAGCCUGUAAGGUGAAGAUGAGUUGCAAAGGCUGCAUCUUUUGCAUUCCGAGAUGCAUAGAGUGUGGUGGAUGUUUCGAGUCUUUAGAGCAAGAAGAAGCUGUUUGUGAAGACUCUUUGUGCUUGGAUUGCUGGCUUCAACUUCCCAAAUGCAAUUUUUGUAACAAGCCCUAUUGUAAGCAGCAUGCAGAGGAGAAAGGCCUCGGUUCUUCGACAUCUGCUGGGUUUGUCUGCGAAGCUUGUGAACAAAAUCGAUACAACAGCGAUGAAGAAUGGGAAUAAAAGUAAUGUAGUUUUCAUUUCAAGAAGAAAGUGGUACAUUUUCAUUUCAGUUCAGUUCAAAGAAUACAACUCAAAUUUUUCCUACAAAGCUAGUUAGUUACAAACUUAAACUGAAA